Nycticebus coucang (slow loris) is the source of this 867-nucleotide messenger RNA. RefSeq lists its product as uncharacterized. Bases 1 to 825 code for a protein of 274 amino acids. The record is from RefSeq and is a predicted model, not a curated record. The transcript is spliced from 5 exons. NCBI's taxonomy places the organism in Eukaryota, Metazoa, Chordata, Mammalia, Primates, Lorisidae.
AUGGGAAUCCUGGUGGGGCUAUCAGGUCGAUACCUCAGAACUCCAGGUCCUGGCUUUUGGGACAGAAAGAGGUGCGUGGGGAUGCAGGAUCUCCGUGAGGAGUCCCUGGAGGACUCCACACAAUCUCUGAUCUCAGAUGAAGAGCAGGUGCACCAGUCUACCGACUAUGGCCAUCGCCAGACUGGGAAUAGAGAUGAGUCUCGAUUGGUGGUUCCCCUGAGGAGAGCACCUGGCUGCCAUCGAAGGCUCUCGGCCCGACCUCGGGGCCUCUCUUUCCAGAGCUCCCUGGAGGUAAUCCAUGAGGAGCCACUGGAGGAGUCCGCACAAUCUCUGUCUUUGGAUAAAGAACUGGUGCACCAGGCCACUGACUGUGGCCAGCGCCAGACUGGGUAUGGAAAUGAGUCGGCCAUCUGCUUUACGGAGCUCCAAGUGAUGAGGACCUCCCAGCCAGCCACCUGGGACAUGCUGGUGAGCUCCCUGGUGCCAGUCCUUUCGGCACAAACCAUCUGCUCCAUGACCUCCCAGGGCUCCUACCACGACAUCAACACCAUGGCAUGGUUCCUAGAGAAACUGGUCAGGAGAAGCACCUCUUCCAUCUACAUCUCCUGGCCAGAAGGAUGCCCUGUGGUCGGCGACCAGUAUGUGAGCAUUCCAAGGCUCAGGUUUGAGAUGGCUGACAUACAGGUCACCACGUCCACAUCAUACCUGGGGCAUCAAGCCACCAUCGCCCUUGCCUGGCUGUACCAAUUCGGGCCCAUUGGCACAAACCCAGAGGGUGGGAUGGCCACAGUUUACCUGCUUCAGAAAGGUAGAGUUUGGGGCUGAAAUUCUCUUUGUCAUGGGGAGGUAAUGGUGUGUUUGGAUAAC